Anarrhichthys ocellatus (wolf-eel) is the source of this 547-nucleotide messenger RNA. Its product is annotated as C-C motif chemokine 4-like. The transcript is spliced from 3 exons. Bases 64 to 354 code for a protein of 96 amino acids. Gene Ontology annotation, biological process: immune response. Gene Ontology annotation, molecular function: chemokine activity. The record is from RefSeq and is a predicted model, not a curated record. NCBI's taxonomy places the organism in Eukaryota, Metazoa, Chordata, Actinopteri, Perciformes, Anarhichadidae. Gene Ontology annotation, cellular component: extracellular region.
GCGAAGCGGACAGAAAGAACACAUCUUCAAGACAACAAGACGUGCAGGACAUUGAAGAUAAUCAUGAUGAUGAUGAUGAAGAACCCCAUGACUCUGAUGACCUGUACCUUGCUUUUCUCGUCUCUCGCUGUCGUGGCAUAUCAAGGCAGCUUCGGUCCAAAUGAGUGCUGUUUCAACUUCAUCUCCACAAGGUUGCGGAAGGACAAGGUGGUGAGCUACAAGUUCACAGACGAGCGGUGUUCAAUGGAAGGUGUCUCCUUGACGAUGAAGAACGGAGCUGAAAUCUGUGCCGACCCGUCUCUGCAGUGGGUCAAGUUCAUCAUCAAGGCCAAAGAGAGGCUCCAAACUAACUAACACCAAACUCAAAAAAGGCAUAUUGGUGAUUUAUCUUCAUAUAGAUUUAUAUGUUAGCUUAAAAAUAAAUGCAAAAAACGCUCUUUUUUACAGUAUAAUCUUUGCUUUUAUCUGUUUUAAUGUGGUUUCAAGUGGUGUACUGAAAGAUUGUUUUCUGCUUUUAUAUAUAAAAAGAAAAUCGUUUAUUAUUUGA